UUAGAUUUAAACAAACCCCCCCUCCUAGGACUGAAGGUCUAUUUUUAAACAGAGUACAGAGUAUGUCUGUAUGUGUAGGCGCAUAUAGAGAGCACCUACAUACAAAAUAUUUUUGUUUAGAUUUAUUUUGCAUUAAUUGCAUGCACUCUUAGUAUUUAGCAUCUCACAAUCAUUACAUUCUCAACCUCGGAUCUCCAGGCGGUCUUUACACAGCUGACAAGCCGGGGUACGAGCGCUUUUCUGCGGUCACCGUGCUCCGUCUUUUACAACACUGAUAUCAGACAUCACACACCCGAACCGGAUACUAUCAUACCCCAAGCUGAUCUACCAGGUCGGUGGUCCCUGUGGGGGUGUAUGUGAGUGUGCGCUUAUUUUAAAUAUUGGAUUUGGCGAUCGGAUUUAUCCUACACCCUGAGCCCCGUCACUCGCCAUGCCCGGCCCGGUGGCCGGUAGUAAAUCUCGGGUGUAUGCCGAUGCCAACACUUUGAAGAGCAGGGAAUACUGGGACUAUGAGGCCCAUGUGCCCACCUGGAGUAAUCAGGAGGACUACCAGCUGGUACGGAAGCUUGGGAGAGGGAAAUACAGUGAGGUUUUCGAGGCCAUCAACGCCAACAAUAAUGAGAAGGUUGUGGUCAAAAUCCUUAAGCCUGUCAAGAAAAAGAAGAUCAAGAGAGAGAUCAAAAUCUUAGAGAACCUUCGUGGGGGAACCAACAUCAUUCACCUCAUGGACACCGUGAAGGAUCCUGUGUCUCGAACACCUGCGCUUGUCUUUGAAUGCAUCAAUAACACAGAUUUUAAGGAGCUGUAUCAAAAGUUAACAGAUUAUGAUAUUCGUUUUUACAUGUAUGAACUACUAAAGGCUCUGGACUUCUGCCACAGCAUGGGGAUCAUGCACCGUGAUGUCAAACCCCACAAUGUCAUGAUUGACCACCAGUUAAGAAAGCUGAGGUUGAUAGACUGGGGUCUGGCCGAGUUCUAUCACCCAGCUCAAGAGUACAAUGUCAGAGUGGCAUCGCGGUAUUUCAAAGGUCCCGAACUGCUGGUGGACUACCAGAUGUACGAUUACAGUUUGGAUAUGUGGAGUCUUGGCUGCAUGCUAGCCAGUAUGAUCUUUCAGAAAGAGCCCUUCUUUCACGGCCAAGACAACUAUGAUCAGUUGGUGAGGAUUGCAAAGGUUCUUGGGACAGAUGAAUUAUUUGGAUAUCUGCGCAAAUACCACAUUGAACUGGAUCCACGAUUCAAAGACUUGCUUGGACAACAGACACGGAAACGCUGGGAACAGUUUGUGCAGACAGAGAACCAGCAUUUGGUUAGCCCAGAGGCUCUGGACCUUCUCGAUAAGCUGCUACGCUACGACCAUCAGCAGAGACUGACCGCCACCGAGGCCAUGGAGCACCCUUAUUUCUAUCCAGUGGUGAAGGAGCAGUCUCACACUAAUACAGAUGGCACCAUAGUGACAAGUGGAACUAACACACCUCGAUGAGAGCAGGAACUGGAAAAGGAAGACGUUUGUUACCUCAAUUUGUUUAUCCCUCGUGUCUGAAACCUCUACAAGUGUACAGUGAAAGUUGGAUUUGAGCAGCACCUGUUACACCUCAUCUCUCAGACACACAUACACACACAUAAUCAUCAUCAUUAUCAUCAUCAUCAUCACACACACCGACUUUCUGUGUCUGUCAAGAUUGGUCUGCUCCUCUAGUUUGAAGUUUUCAAAGCUUUCCCUUCCCAGUUUAAAAUGUAUUAAAAGAAAUUUUUCAUUGGCUCCACCCCCAAGUACACUGGCCCCACCCUCCUUAAGCUAGGCAUGGAGAAUGAAGACCAGAAUGAUGAACUGACCUCUCUCUCCUUAUUGGUCUGUGUGUCAGUCUGUCCAGUAUUCAGACCUUGGUGCAGCCUCCACAUACUGUAGUAAUAAAGUGGCAUGGUGGACCUUUUUUUUUUUUUUUAUUUGCUCU
Messenger RNA from Xyrauchen texanus (razorback sucker), 1955 nucleotides. Its product is annotated as casein kinase II subunit alpha'-like. Gene Ontology annotation, molecular function: protein serine/threonine kinase activity; ATP binding. Gene Ontology annotation, biological process: regulation of chromosome separation; protein phosphorylation. The record is from RefSeq and is a predicted model, not a curated record. The transcript is spliced from 12 exons. NCBI's taxonomy places the organism in Eukaryota, Metazoa, Chordata, Actinopteri, Cypriniformes, Catostomidae. Gene Ontology annotation, cellular component: nucleus; protein kinase CK2 complex; cytosol. Bases 431 to 1483 code for a protein of 350 amino acids.